Molecule: messenger RNA, 1483 nt
Organism: Chelmon rostratus (copperband butterflyfish)
Lineage: Eukaryota; Metazoa; Chordata; Actinopteri; Chaetodontiformes; Chaetodontidae
Gene: anxa5b
Product: annexin A5b
Exons: 13
Coding region: 153-1106 (317 amino acids)
Biological process (GO): negative regulation of coagulation
Cellular component (GO): cytoplasm
Molecular function (GO): calcium-dependent phospholipid binding; calcium ion binding
Source: RefSeq, a predicted model, not a curated record
UCACGCGCGCGGCAGAGAGUAUUUCAGAGUGGGUCUCAGCCCUCCGUCCCUCUUCUCUUCCUCUCUCCUGUGUCUGCUCACCGAGUCUCGUCUGACUGCUGCGCCUCUGCGACUUUCUUCUUACCGGUGGAUAAAACUUCUAGACUGUCAAAAUGGCCAGCAAAGGAACCGUGAAAGCCAGUGGAAACUUCAAUGCUAGCGCCGAUGCUGAGGUCCUGUACAAGGCCAUGAAAGGGCUCGGGACCGAUGAGGAUGCCAUCUUGCAGCUGCUGACGGCCCGCAGCAACGCCCAGAGGCAGGAGAUCAAGGCCAGCUACAAAACUCUGUUUGGAAAGGAUCUGGAAAGUGACCUGAAGGGCGAGCUGGGUGGCAAAUUUGAGACCCUGAUCGUGGCUCUCAUGACCCCACCCAUCACUUACGAUGUGACAGCCCUCCGCAACGCCAUCAAGGGGGCAGGAACCGAUGAGAAGGUCCUGGUGGAGAUCCUGGCCUCCAGAACACCUCAGCAGGUGAAGGACAUCGUCGCUGCUUAUAGACAGGAGUAUGAUGAUGACCUGGAGGAGGACGUAUCAGGUGACACUUCAGGUCACUUCAAGAGGCUCCUGGUUAUUCUCCUACAGGCAAACAGGCAGACGGGGAUCCAGGAGGGAAAUAUUGAGAGUGAUGCCCAGGCCCUCUUCAAGGCAGGAGAGGAGAAGUUUGGCACUGAUGAACAGUCGUUUGUCACCAUCCUGGGAAACCGCAGUGCAGAACAUCUUCGGAAAGUGUUCGACGCUUACAUGAAGAUGUCUGGAUACCAGAUGGAGGAGAGUAUUGCGAGAGAAACAUCCGGUAGUCUGAAGGAUCUGCUUCUGGCCGUGGUGAAGUGUGCCAGGAGCGUUCCAGCCUAUUUUGCGGAGACUCUGUACUACGCUAUGAAGGGUGCAGGAACGGAUGAUAACACCCUGAUCAGAGUGAUGGUGAGUCGCAGUGAGGUGGACAUGAUGGACAUUAGAGCUGAGUUCAGGAGGAUGUUUGCCAAAUCUCUGUUUUCCAUGAUCAAGGGAGAUACCGGCGGUGACUACCGAAAGGCCUUACUGUUGCUCUGUGGUGGAGAUGAUGCAUAACCGUGGCAACAAGCAAUACAACAGGAAGCACACCUGAAGUGCCUCUUCUCCGAGUUGGCCCGAUGGCUCAGUGAAACAACAAGCUAACACAAAGUCAAAAUCCAUCACAAUGAAACUGUGUUGUGUGUAAGAGAGAGGCGGCCCGUUGGGUCUUUUAAACUAUGAUUCCAGAUAAUGUCUUUGAAAGGUAGCUAACAUUUUGUUCAUGUCCACAUUAAUAUAGCUUUUGGUCCACUAACGUCUUCAUUUUGAUUCUUGUUAUAUAAUUCAUUUGUAAUGCUGAAGUAUCAGACCAAAGUUGUUUUGUUUGCACUUUGUAUGGCAGAAACAAUAUAUGCAAUAAUAAUAAACAUUUCAUCUGAUGAAGUACAAUGGUA